Molecule: messenger RNA, 2395 nt
Organism: Diceros bicornis minor
Lineage: Eukaryota; Metazoa; Chordata; Mammalia; Perissodactyla; Rhinocerotidae
Gene: PPP2R5B
Product: protein phosphatase 2 regulatory subunit B'beta
Exons: 13
Coding region: 254-1747 (497 amino acids)
Biological process (GO): protein dephosphorylation; signal transduction
Cellular component (GO): nucleus; cytosol; protein phosphatase type 2A complex
Molecular function (GO): protein phosphatase activator activity
Source: RefSeq, a predicted model, not a curated record
AGCCAGGGUGGGAACCCUAACUGGACUCUUCGGGACCCCCAGGAAGGACCUGAGGCCUGAGCCAUCCUCCUCUCUACCCUGCCUGCCCCCCAGGCCUGGGCAGUUGCCAAAGGCCCUGGGGGGGGGCCCAGGACUGUGGUUGUGCCCCCCACACACAAUGGGCCCAAGUUAGUCAGCCCAGCCUCCCUCAGCAUCCUCCAGGCCCAGAGGGAACCCCAGGGGCUCUAAAGGCUCAACCCACUGCCUGGCCACCAUGGAGACAAAGCUGCCCCCUGCGAGCACCCCCACCAGCCCCUCUUCCCCGGGGCUGUCGCCUGUGCCCCCACCCGACAAGGUGGAUGGCUUCUCCCGCCGUUCCCUCCGCAGGGCCCGGCCCCGGCGCUCCCAUAGCUCGUCUCAGUUCCGCUAUCAGAGCAACCAGCAAGAGCUCACUCCACUGCCCCUGCUCAAAGAUGUGCCGGCCUCUGAGCUGCACGAUCUGCUGAGCCGGAAGCUGGCCCAGUGUGGGGUGAUGUUUGACUUCUUGGAUUGUGUGGCUGACCUGAAGGGGAAGGAGGUGAAGCGGGCGGCACUCAACGAGCUGGUGGAGUGUGUGGGGAGCACCCGGGGGGUCCUCAUUGAGCCUGUCUACCCAGACAUCAUCCGCAUGAUCUCAGUGAAUAUCUUCCGGACCCUGCCACCCAGUGAGAACCCUGAAUUUGACCCUGAAGAGGACGAGCCCAACCUUGAGCCUUCGUGGCCACAUCUGCAGUUGGUAUAUGAGUUUUUCCUGCGUUUCUUGGAGAGCCCAGACUUCCAGCCCUCCGUGGCCAAGAGAUAUGUGGAUCAAAAGUUUGUCCUGAUGCUCCUGGAGCUAUUUGAUAGCGAGGACCCCCGGGAGCGUGAGUACCUCAAGACCAUCCUACACCGGGUCUAUGGCAAGUUCCUGGGGCUCCGGGCCUACAUCCGCAAACAGUGCAGCCACAUCUUCCUCCGGUUCAUCUAUGAACUCGAGCACUUCAAUGGCGUGGCUGAGCUGCUGGAGAUCUUAGGAAGCAUUAUCAAUGGCUUUGCACUGCCCCUGAAGACCGAGCACAAGCAGUUUCUGGUUCGGGUCCUGAUUCCUCUGCACUCCGUCAAGUCGCUGUCUGUCUUUCAUGCCCAGUUGGCAUAUUGUGUGGUACAGUUCCUGGAGAAGGAUGCCACCUUGACAGAGCACGUGAUCCGGGGGCUGCUCAAAUACUGGCCCAAAACCUGCACCCAAAAGGAGGUGAUGUUUCUGGGGGAGAUGGAAGAGAUUCUUGAUGUCAUUGAGCCCUCCCAGUUCGUGAAGAUCCAGGAGCCCCUCUUCAAGCAGGUGGCUCGCUGUGUGUCUAGCCCCCAUUUCCAGGUUGCAGAGCGGGCUCUGUAUUUCUGGAACAAUGAGUAUAUCCUGAGCCUCAUUGAGGACAACUGCCACACUGUGCUGCCUGCUGUGUUUGGGACCCUCUACCAAGUCUCCAAGGAGCACUGGAAUCAAACCAUCGUAUCUCUGAUCUACAAUGUGCUCAAGACCUUCAUGGAGAUGAAUGGAAAGCUGUUUGAUGAGCUCACGGCCUCCUACAAGCUGGAAAAGCAGCAGGAGCAGCAGAAGGCCCGCGAGCGGCAGGAGCUGUGGCAAGGUCUGGAGGAGCUUCGGCUACGCCGGUUACAGGGGACCCAGGGGGCCAAAGAGGUCCUCCUCCAGCGGCUUACACCCCAGGUGGCCACCAGUGGGGGUCAGAGCUAGAGUUCCCCUAGAAGGGGAGGAGCUACACCCAGCGCUAUCAGUCCCUCCAUCCCCUCUCUUGCCCAGGGGCCUAGAGAGACACACAGCUACCCCUGGCCUUGCCAGAGGGGCUCGGAGGGCUCCCUGCCUGGCCCAGCACGGGCAGCUUUCACUGUGGGGAGAGGAGGAGAAGCAAUGGUGGUCCUGGCAACAGAACUCUCAGGCCCUCGCGGCAGGACUUGACCAGGGCAAGUUUGACCAGGAAGCUGCCAUCAGGGAUCUGCCCCUGCCCCGCAAAGCUGGGCUCCAGAAUGCAGGCAGGUUCCCACCCCCUGCUCUCGGCCCAGGGCAAGGGGACUCAGUCCCUCGCCCGCCCCACCUCGUGCCAGCGCGAGGUCCUUCCUCACUCCACCAUGGGAUCCAUGGUCUAUUUAUUCUCUCCCAGCUCACCCCCAAUACAGACACUGUCCUGGGCCUGGGGCAUCCUCCUUCCCUCCCUUCCCUUGCCCUGUCCUUCCUUGUUCCCUUUUUAUUUAUUGGGCAGGGGGAGGGAUGAGGGCACAGGCAGAAGAGAUUCCCCAUGUCCUGGGGCAAGGAGGGGGUCACAGUUACCGUGGUCUGUCCCCCUUCCCCUGGCUGGGGGUAGACUUAAUAAAGAAAGAAACUCGA